This is a messenger RNA of Mus caroli (Ryukyu mouse), 1394 nucleotides long. Lineage: Eukaryota; Metazoa; Chordata; Mammalia; Rodentia; Muridae. The record is from RefSeq and is a predicted model, not a curated record.
UCAGGAAGUGACUCGUUCUAAACUAACCUCAAUCAUACCUAUAAAUGGGGGGAUGGGGUGAGCCCCAACUGCCAAAGGCGGUAAAAUAACUGCUGCCUGACACGUCCCGACAUCACCUUCACCUCCUCUCUUAUAAUUACAGAAAAGAGUCUAGAGUUAAAAGUCAAUCAGGCAAAGUGUCUCCUCUUUUGAAAGAAGGUUGUGCUCUGUCCGGGAUGAAAAGAAGAGUUGAGGACUGGGGGACUGGGGCCACUGUGAGGCAGACGAAAGCUCCUUUAAGGAAGGAAGCGUCCCGGGGGCAGAGGGACUAUGCCAGCACCGGGAAACAACCUUCUUCUUCCUGGGGACACCGCCAAGUUUCCCACUGCUGCCGGCUCGGACCCCUGGGCCCCGUCGAGGAAGGAAGUAAAAGAGAGAGGCGGACCCCUUACCUUCUCUUCAUCCGACACCCGAUCCUCAAAGUCGGCCAUCUUGGCUGCUCUGGCCCAGCCCGGCGGGCCGGCGCGAGGCAGGCCGGGAAGGAAGCUGAGUGGCGGAAUCACCGAGGGGCCGUCGGAAGGAGCCGCCCGGAAGCUCAGGCCAAGAGGGCGCCAUGUCAGUUCCGCGCGGGCGUGACAGCCUGGAGUCGGCGCUCUAGGAAGUCGGCUUGCCCCUCGGGGCUUUGCAGCCUUAACAUCUUUCUCCCUGAGUUCCAGUCACUUUCCCAUUCGCCCUGGAGUGCUUGGUGGCGGGCCUCGACUCUUGCGUGGCGUCUGGGCUCCCUCUGGUCAUGGAGCAGUUGUUACACCUCUAAGUUUUUCUGAUCCCGUUGGUCUCCUGGGCCGCCGAGUCCAGGGCACUAAGAGCUGCUCCGCUCUAGGAGACAUCAGUACUUUUCCGACUCCGGCACAGGGCGACAGGUGACUCUCAACCACGUAUGGAAGAAAAACCACUUCCCUCCAGCGCCACACUGAGUCCGUUUCCAGAAGAAUAAGCGCCACCAUCAGAUGCUUCCCCGCCCUCCUAGAGGACUAGGUAGCCCCUCAGUCAGCCACCGCGCUCGGCCACCUUCCAGAUCUCCGGCCAGUUCCCCAGGACUCAGCCUAGACAGAGGCCAGCUUCAAGUCCGCCACUAUCCCAGGAUUCCCGACUCCGGGUUUCCGGCCCUUCUCCCCUCCCAGGUCCCGGCGCCUGCUGGAGCCGCAAGAUGGCGGACGGAGACUACUUCGCGGAAGCCGCGCGGGCCGUGGGGUGUCCCCAUGCACCUGUUUCUGGCUUGGGCCUCGGCCCGCCGCUGGGCUGGAAAGAGCGGCUGAAGGCCGGGUUGGCGAACUCUGGGUCCACGCUGUGGUUCCUGGCGGGGCUAGGGCUGCUUUACGCUCUGAGGGUCCCGCUGAGGCUGUGUGACAACGUGA